GAUGCCGCUGAUUGGCCCAUGAGGCGGCGCGCGCUGAAUUCGUGCACGAGGGUAGGCGAAGCGGCUGGCUCCCCCCGCCCCCUUGUUUGCAUUGUGUGGUGCUUUGCACGCGCAACGCCAGGGCAGCGAGGGAGGGUCUCUCUCGGGCUGAGGAUCCUGAGCAACUUAGGCGACAGUGCUGCUUCCCUGGCGGCAUCUAGCACGAGUACCACGUCCUCCGGAAAGAGAACACAUGAUGGCGGCCGCCCCGGCCGCGGUGGUAGAGGUGAGCGUCAGCAGCACUGGGAGCAGCAGCAGCGACACUUCCAGCACCGGUGAGGAGGAAAGGAUGAAGCGCCUGUUCCAGACCUGCGACGGGGAUGGCGAUGGCUAUAUCAGCAGGAAUGACUUAUUGAUGGUGUGCCGCCAACUGAACAUGGAGGAGUCUGUUGCUGAGAUCAUGCAUCAGCUUGGUGCAGAUGAAAAUGGAAAGAUUUCCUUCCAAGAUUUUACACGAUGUCGCAUGCAGCUUGUGCGAGAAAUCAGGAAAGAAGAAGUAGAGCUCUCUGUGAAAUCAGAUGACUCUUGUAAAAAGAAAACGUUAAGGGACAGAAUAGCUUCCUGGCCAACAAGUAGUGAUAACAGUUUCGGUGCUCUAUCAGGUGCUAGAGAGAGUUGGGAGUAUGAUUCUGGAGCCAGAGACCUUCAGAGUCCUGACUUGCCAAGUCGUUCAACUCUCCAGAAGCUCUUAGAAUAUGGAGGCAACACCAUGAAUCAACAAGUUGUGCUGCAGAAACUGCUUACCCAGGCUUCCAACCUCAGCAAUACGGUUGGAGGAAGUUAUUUAGAACUUGCUAAUACCCUCCACUUAGCAGCUCUGGCAUCACUGAAAGGAGACGUCGUUGAACUUAAUAAACGCCUGCAGCAAACAGAACGGGAGAGGGAUUUGCUAGAAAAGAAAUUGGCAAAGGCACAGUGUGAACAGUCUCACCUAAUGAGAGAACAUGAAGAUGUACAAGAGCGGACGACGCUUCGCUAUGAAGAACGAAUCACAGAGCUCCACAGCAUUAUUGCAGAGUUAAAUAAAAAAAUUGAUCGACUACAAGGAAUUACAAUCAGGGAAGAAGAUGAGUAUUCAGAGCUACGAUCAGAACUUAGUCACAGCCAACAUGAGGCCAAUGAAGAUUCACAUAGUGUGGACCAAGAUCAAGCUUCUGUUUCUGUUCCAGAGAACCAGUCAACCAUGGUCACAGUUGACAUGGAUACCUGUAGUGACUUGAACUCUGAACUGCAGAGAGUGCUGACGGGUCUGGAGAAUGUAGUCUGCGGGAGAAAGAAGAGCAGCUGCAGUUUGUCCGUAGCAGAUGUGGACAGACAUAUCGAGCAGCUCACCACUGCCAGUGAACAUUGUGACCUAGCCAUUAAGACAGUAGAAGAAAUUGAAGGUGUGCUAGGGCGAGACCUAUAUCCAAAUCUGGCAGAAGAAAGGUCUCGAUGGGAGAAAGAACUGGCAGGCCUUCGGGAAGAGAAUGAGAGCCUCACUGCAAUGCUGUGCAGUAAAGAAGAGGAGCUCAACAGGACCAAGGCCACCAUGAACGCUAUCCGGGAAGAACGAGACAGAUUACGUAGAAGGGUUCGAGAACUACAGACACGCUUACAAAGUGUCCAGGCAACUGGCCCAUCAAGUCCUGGUCGUCUCACUCCAGCCAAUCGUCCCAUUAACCCUAGCACUGGCGAACUAAGCACAAGCAGCAGCAGUAAUGACAUUCCCAUUGCCAAGAUUGCUGAGCGAGUAAAACUCUCAAAGACAAGGUCAGAGUCUUCCACAUCAGACCGCCCUGUCCUGGGAUCUGAAAUCAGCAGCAUAGGAGUAUCAAGCAGUGUGGCUGAACAUCUAGCCCAUUCUCUUCAGGACUGUUCCAACAUCCAAGAAAUUUUUCAGACACUCUACUCACAUGGGUCUGCUAUCUCUGAAAGCAAAAUCAGAGAAUUUGAAGUAGAAACUGAACGAUUAAAUAGCCGCAUUGAGCACUUAAAAUCUCAGAAUGAUUUAUUAACAAUAACUCUGGAAGAGUGUAAGAACAAUGCUGAGAGGAUGAGCAUGUUGGUUGGAAAAUAUGAAUCCAAUGCCACAGCCCUCAGGCUUGCACUGCAGUACAGUGAACAGUGCAUUGAAGCCCAUGAGCUGCUGCUAGCAUUGGCAGAAAGCGAACAGUCUCUCAUUCUUGGGCAAUUCAGAGCUGCAGGUGUUGGGUCUGUAGGGGACCAAACAGGCGAUGAAAAUAUCACCCAGAUGCUUAAGAGAGCUCAUGACUGCAGGAAGACAGCUGAGAAUGCAGCCAAAGCCCUGCUGAUGAAAUUGGACGGUAGCUGUGGAGGAGCCUAUGCAAUCACUGGCUGCAUUGUGCAGCCCUGGGAGAGCCUGUCAUCCAACAGCCAUACCAGUACUACCAGCUCAACAGCAAGUAGUUGUGAUACUGAGUUCACAAAGGAGGAUGAACAGAGAUUGAAGGACUACAUUCAGCAGCUGAAGAAUGACCGGGCAGCUGUGAAGCUGACCAUGUUGGAACUGGAGAGCAUCCAUAUUGAUCCCCUUAGUUACGACGUUAAGCCUCGUGGAGAUAGCCAAAGGCUGGAUCUAGAAAAUGCAGUACUCAUGCAGGAACUCAUGGCAAUGAAGAAGACAUGGAACACUGCCUUAGGAACAAGAGGAUUGAGGACGGACGGUAUAAAAUGCAAUGAGGAAAUGGCAGAGCUGAAGGCGCAGCUGUACUUGAUAGAAAAAGAGAAGAAAGCCCUAGAGCUGAAGCUGAGCAGUCGAGAAGCUCAAGAGCAGGCCUACCUGGUCCACAUUGAGCACCUGAAGUCAGAAGUGGAAGAGCAAAAGGAACAGAAAAUGAGAUCCCUCAGCUCAGCUAGCAGCAGCAGCAAAGAUAAGGCAAGUAAGGAAUGUACAGAGAGCACUACAGCAUCAUUAACAUUAGCCGAGCUAAAACCCUAUAGUGAAAAUGAACUGACUACAGAACUGGCAAAUGCGCUCAGACGAGAAAAGAAACUGAAAGCCAGAGUGCAGGAAUUGGUGAGUGCCUUAGAGAGACUGACAAAGAGCAGUGAAAUCCGGCACCAGCAGUCUGCAGAGUUUGUUAAUGACUUGAAAAGAGCAAACAGUAACCUUGUGGCUGCCUAUGAGAAAGCAAAGAAGAAGCAUCAAAACAAGUUGAAGAAACUGGAGUCUCAAAUGAUGGCUAUGGUUGAAAGGCAUGAAACACAAGUGAGAAUGCUCAAACAAAGAAUUGCAUUGCUAGAAGAAGAGAACUCAAGACCCCAUACCAAUGAAACAUCACUUUAAGCAGAGUGAAAGUUUUUUUGUUGUUUUUGUUUUGUUCUGUAAGGGAUCCAUGUGCCAUUGCAAACCUGUCUCCUUGCAGGACUGAUUUAGGUCCUGAACCCAGAAAGGAAUAUGAAACAAACUGGAAGUCAGCAAGUCUCAAGAGAGGCCCUUGCUUCAAAGAUGUCCAGCCAUAAGCAAGAAUCUAAAAGGAAAGGAAAGCUUUUUUUUUAAUGGUUUCCCAUAAUCAGACAGUGCCUGUUAGUAAAUUUAUCUCUUUAUCUAGAUACUAUGUAAUUAUUUUAUUCACACCAUUAAAAGAUCCCUUUUUCUUUAUGGGUGACAGC
Heteronotia binoei (common prickly gecko) is the source of this 3654-nucleotide messenger RNA. It is a transcript of the gene MCC, whose product is annotated as MCC regulator of WNT signaling pathway. The coding region runs from base 233 to 3328 and encodes 1031 amino acids. The transcript has 20 exons. Gene Ontology annotation, cellular component: cytoplasm. NCBI's taxonomy places the organism in Eukaryota, Metazoa, Chordata, Lepidosauria, Squamata, Gekkonidae. Gene Ontology annotation, molecular function: calcium ion binding. The record is from RefSeq and is a predicted model, not a curated record. Gene Ontology annotation, biological process: negative regulation of canonical Wnt signaling pathway.